AUGCUGCAACAGCUAAGACAUCAGAUGAAGGAACAGCUGUAUACUAUAUCAGCAGAAAAUUCAUUGAAGAUUAUCCAAUGGUGCUGCAGUACACAGGUGAACCAUCUCUACACUCUAUCACUUCCGUCACUCAGUGGUUGCAAAACAUCAUUGAUAUCAGUUCAGAAGCUUUUGCAAAUACAGAAAUGGCUGAUCAAGAGGUACCCCAAAUACCAGAAGGAAGACCAUGGUGUCACGUUUUCUUUUGCUCAAACAGAGAAAAGCAGGAAAUCUCUGCUGCUAUUUUUCAUUCACUUGGUCUUCAAAACGGUCAUGCUAUUACAAUCUACCAUGGUAUACAGCAUUGGCAAAUCGACAUCAAAGAUGGAUGUUUCGAGCAAGGAUGGCAUUCCUUCUGCAAAGACAAUCUUAUUGACGAAAAUAAUAUGGUUUUCUUGCGCACAAAAGGAAAUCUUAUCUAUGAUGUUUUAGCUUUCUCUGAGACACAGACUCACAUUUUAAUGCCUUGGACUCUUCCAUUACCAAUGCUCUCA
This is a messenger RNA of Coffea eugenioides, 533 nucleotides long. RefSeq lists its product as uncharacterized. The transcript is spliced from 3 exons. Bases 1 to 471 code for a protein of 156 amino acids. The record is from RefSeq and is a predicted model, not a curated record. NCBI's taxonomy places the organism in Eukaryota, Viridiplantae, Streptophyta, Magnoliopsida, Gentianales, Rubiaceae.